Messenger RNA from Agrilus planipennis (emerald ash borer), 1110 nucleotides. RefSeq lists its product as uncharacterized. The record is from RefSeq and is a predicted model, not a curated record. Bases 16 to 918 code for a protein of 300 amino acids. The transcript is spliced from 4 exons. NCBI's taxonomy places the organism in Eukaryota, Metazoa, Arthropoda, Insecta, Coleoptera, Buprestidae.
CAUUACUUUUUUGACAUGAACUGCUUUGGAUGUUACACGUCCGUGGUGAGCGCCAGCACCAACAAUCUGAGCAAGGAUGGCGGCAGUGCUAGCGACCCUUGGUGGCUGGACGACGAAGACUCUCCCAUACCCUUCGACGCGAGCGAAGGUGGUCUGUGGUCAGGCAAUUUUUUACCGCCUCCUCCACGACCAGUAUUCCUGGACGAAGCUGCCACCCCCGACGGUCUAACAACUUGUGAUCUUUGUUCUUGGGCUUGGAAAAACGGCGGCAGCAGUGGCGGGUCUUUUUCCGUUGAUACUGUGAUAGUUUUCAGAAUAAAAAAUUCUGGAUCUGCUGACUCUGAAGAAGGCCAUCCUUCACUUCGUUUGACCUUUCGUACGUGUAUGCGUCCCCCUAUCAGUCCUCCUACUGAUAAGGAAAUAAGUAUAAUUACACCCCCAACGUUCCCAAACCCACCCGUAUCCAGCAGUCACAAUUCCGCCAACGGAGUAUGGUCGUGGUUAUCCAGAAGACCUUGCACCGAACCGUCUCAGUUGGAGCCCCCAUUAUCAUCCCGUCGGGAGAAUCACUACACCCACAUGGAGGAACCCUACAACAGCGUCACCGAAGGGAUAUACGCUGAGGUUGAUAGGGACAGUGCCACAGACAGGGACAGUAACAGUCCCGCAUACCAAAAUUCGGCAUAUACCGAUCCCGAUGCUCCCAGUGCUCCAAGUAGUGCGUAUUAUUCGGACUUGUCAAUAACCCCCGUGCCAGAAAGGGCUUACGAAAUAGUGGGUUUAGUAACUAUGCCCACAUGGGACGCUAGCAGUAGCAACAACAAUAACAAUUGCGGUGAAACAAGUGCAACCAGAAGGCCUACUGCCAGACUGGCAGUUAUCAGUGAAAACAGUACUGUACCAUCGGACUAUGUUUAAUAUUCUAAUCAAAUAAAAAACAGAAUACGCCAACUAAUUUUUUUCCUAUAGUUUUGCAAAAACAAAAACUUUUAUCUUUUCUCUCACCUGUAAAUCUUGUUAAAGUACUUACCUGCAUGUUAUCAAAAAAUAAACCAAUUAAAAAUAAAUUGUCUGAUGGUAAUUAAGUAUUAUUAAAAAGGGGAGCUGAAA